AGCUGUAGCAAAUCAAUACAAACAUGUCCGCCAUUGUUUAGUUUAGUUUGUGAGUUUUUCCUUAAAUUUUCAGUGUUAAAAUGGCAUUUUUCCCUGUAUUUUUUACCGUUUAACGCGCGCCUUUACCAAAAUGUAGAAUUUCAAUUCGCAAGUUGCUCUAUACGGCAAAAAACAGUAAAGUUUACGGUAUCAAAAAUGUAUUUUUAGGCAGGGCAUACAAAGGAAUUUUCUAAACCAAUUAGGUUUCCAUAAAUAUUGGUACUUUCAGUUAUCACUGCAGCUAAUUACUUUACAAAUAUCGAAAAUGGACGUUGUGGGCGAGUACGAGUAUGCUCCAAAAGACAUUUUGGGGCACGGAGCGUUCGCCGUUGUAUUUAAAGGAAGAAGUAAAAAAGACCCUAACUUUAUAGUGGCAAUAAAAAGUAUAGCCAAAAAGAAUUUGGCUAAAUCCCAGAAUUUACUGGGAAAAGAAAUAAAAAUCUUAAAGGAACUUACUGAGCUUCAUCACGAACAUGUGGUUGCUUUACUCGACUGCAAGGAGACCACCAAUCAUGUGUUCCUCGUUAUGGAGUACUGUAAUGGAGGCGACCUGGCGGAUUAUCUUACAGCGAAGGGCAGCUUAAGCGAAGACACCAUUCGGAUGUUCCUUAAUCAGUUGGCUGGUGCAAUGAGGGCCCUUCACGCGAAAGGGAUCGUCCAUAGGGACCUGAAACCGCAGAACAUCCUGCUGUCCCACACCGGAACUAAACUGCAUCCCCAACCGUCGGAAAUUAAACUUAAAAUCGCGGAUUUCGGGUUCGCCAGAUUCCUGCAAGACGGCGUGAUGGCAGCUACUUUAUGCGGCAGCCCCAUGUAUAUGGCCCCGGAGGUGAUAAUGUCCUUACAAUACGACGCCAAGGCGGACCUCUGGAGCUUAGGCACGAUCGUAUUCCAAUGUUUAACCGGGAAGGCACCGUUUCAAGCCCGGAGUCCUCAGGAACUCAAGUCGUUUUACGAAAAAAACGCCAAUUUGGCACCUAAGAUUCCCCCUAGUACCUCCCAAGAGCUGUCGGACCUCCUGAUGGGCCUCCUCAAGCGCAACGCGAAGGAGCGCAUGAACUUCGAAACAUUCUUCAAUCACAAGUUCUUGCAGAGGGAAUCGCUCGCGAACGCCGCCCUGAUCCACGGAGAAUUACCUUUGCCCAUUUAUGGUUCGUCGCCACUACUAUCUAAAGUACCCUUAAAACCCUCCACGCCGGUUAGGAUCGCCACACCACCAAGAUCACAACCAGAAUCGCCGCGUUCGGCAAGAACCGCGCUCAGCUCGAGUCCUGACGACGAUUAUGUUAUAGUUCCGCAACACGUGCCCUCCCUCGGAUCCGGACAAUCCAUCGAAAGCAGCGCGGAGAAGGAAAAACCCAACCAUAUAAAAUUGAUUGCAAGACCUGCAGCCGCGGAGGCCACGACCAGCCCCGAUCAACAGCCUCCGCAGCCCGUACCGAGCAGCCCCACCUCGCGCCCUAAUUUCCUUCCGAUUUCCGAGCCGAUUCCGGUUCCCACGCAAAGGGAGGCUUAUCAGCGGAUGCACAGCCAGAGGGCGGAAAUUAAGAAGGCCGGCGGGGAGGAAAUGCAGGCCCCUCCCUCACCCGUGGAGGUGAAUAACUCGAUCCCACGCUCGCAACCGAUUACGAUGAAGAGGCCAAUGGAUAGACAGAGGAGCACCGAGAUUGAUAUCGCGUCGCUGUCGCCACCUUCGGUGCAGUUCGUGAUCGGUACGCCGCCGGGGGGCGGCAGACGUCGCUCCACAUCCAGUUCCCUGUGCGAGACUCCGCCGCCGCCCAAUUUGUGGACCGUCAGCCCCUCCAGCGUCCGAAACGCUUCACUGAGCUCGCCCCUAAGACGAUCCGGUACCUCUCCUCCCGUGAUAAGCGGCCCACUGGCUAGGGUUCCCAUAUUGAGCAGCCCUAAUUUGAGCGAUAACAACAAUUUAGGGCGUUCCCCGAUGAUCCCUUUCUGCACCAGAGCGGUCACCCUACCGGAAAUCUCGGAAAUGGGCAACUACCAUCAUUUCUUCGAUCAUACGGAGACGGUGGUGAGCAACUGCGACGCUCAACCCAUUGGAUUCGCGUCAGAACUACCGGAAGAAACCUUAUUGGAGAAGGAACACAACGAAACGUUGGCGAAGAUCAACUUCGUGCUCGCGUUGAGCACUUGCAUCGUGGAACUGGCGGCGCAAAGGGCGGCCCCCAUAAGCGCCAUGGUGAGGGGCGGCUCGGGGGCGGCCCCGCCCCCCACCACCGACGUGGAGCGACGCACCGAGCAGCUGGUGUUGUUGGUGCGGGCGUUACAGUUGCUUAGUAGCGGGUUGGCGUUGGCCACGAGACAGUUGACUAGCGGACAGUUGAGGCCCAGUACGGCCGUAAAAAAUGUGGUGUCGAAUCUGAACACGAAAUUCCGCACGACCCUGAUGGAGUGCAAACAAUUGAACAGUUCCGGACUGUUGAGUAAAAUCGGCACCACCGAAAUCACCGCCGAUAAGAUCAUUUACGAUCACGCGAUCCACAUGUGUCAGUCGGCCGCACUGGACGAGCUCUUCGGGAACCCGGACGAGUGCUUCCAGCGGUACCAGACCGCUCAGAUUUUACUGCACAGCCUUUCGCAGCAGGUGCACAACGAGCAGGACCGGAUUCUGCUCACUAAAUAUAAAGACGCGGUGGAAAAACGACUGUACGUUCUACAAGAACAGGGCUACAUAACCUAUUUGCCGCAAACAUAAAGAAAAACAUGAUUAGGUAACUUUAGUAUUAUUGACAAGUUUUAGUUGGUAAAACCCCUCGUUACGUAUAGUUCUUAUGGUUGUGUAAAGAUUACAGAGUGUAAAGUGUAAAGUUACGGUUUUUUUUUUGUUUCUGUAGUAGAAUUUAAUGUUUGAUGGCACGAAGGGAAGUUACUAUGAUCCAAAUUGUCUUUAUUUAAAUAAAAUAGUGAUUCUUAUA
Messenger RNA from Anthonomus grandis grandis, 2975 nucleotides. RefSeq names its product serine/threonine-protein kinase ULK2 (gene Atg1). The transcript is spliced from 20 exons. Bases 305 to 2755 code for a protein of 816 amino acids. NCBI's taxonomy places the organism in Eukaryota, Metazoa, Arthropoda, Insecta, Coleoptera, Curculionidae. The record is from RefSeq and is a predicted model, not a curated record. Gene Ontology annotation, molecular function: protein serine/threonine kinase activity; ATP binding. Gene Ontology annotation, cellular component: autophagosome; cytoplasm. Gene Ontology annotation, biological process: peptidyl-serine phosphorylation; protein autophosphorylation; axon extension.